This is a messenger RNA of Crotalus tigris (Tiger rattlesnake), 3263 nucleotides long. RefSeq names its product proteasome 26S subunit, non-ATPase 1 (gene PSMD1). The record is from RefSeq and is a predicted model, not a curated record. Gene Ontology annotation, cellular component: proteasome complex; proteasome storage granule; proteasome regulatory particle, base subcomplex. The transcript is spliced from 25 exons. Gene Ontology annotation, molecular function: enzyme regulator activity. Lineage: Eukaryota; Metazoa; Chordata; Lepidosauria; Squamata; Viperidae. Gene Ontology annotation, biological process: regulation of protein catabolic process; proteasome-mediated ubiquitin-dependent protein catabolic process. The coding region runs from base 137 to 3007 and encodes 956 amino acids.
CUAUAGCUCCGGAAGCGGCGAAUGCGCUUGGUCACGGACUGGAAGCGGCGCUGCUUUGAGGAAAGGCUCCGUCUCGUUUCGCCCUUUUACCGCCCCGGGAGCGCCGAGCAGGCCCGGACUGCGACGCCGUGGCACCAUGAUCACUUCAGCCGCUGGAAUAAUUUCUCUUCUGGAUGAGGAAGAGCCAGAACUCAAGGAAUUUGCCCUCCACAAACUGAACGCAGUGGUCAAUGACUUUUGGGCCGAGAUCUCUGAAUCGGUAGAUAAAAUUGAAAUUCUGUAUGAAGAUGUUGGGUUUCGUAGUCGGGAAUUUGCCGCGUUGGUGGCUUCGAAAGUGUUCUAUCACUUAGGGGCUUUUGAAGAAUCCCUAAAUUAUGCCCUGGGAGCCGGCAAUCUUUUCAACGUCAACGACAAUUCGGAAUAUGUAGAAACCAUUAUUGCAAAAUGCAUCGACCACUACACCAAGCAGUGUGUGGAAAAUGCAGACUUGACGGAAGGGGUGCAGAAAGCCGUGGACCCUCGCCUGGAAGGGAUUGUAAACAAGAUGUUUCAGCGCUGCUUAGACGAUCACAAGUACAAGCAGGCCAUUGGCAUCGCCCUGGAGACCCGGAGGCUGGACAUCUUUGAGAAAACCAUUCUGGAAUCGAACGAUGUUCCCGGAAUGCUGGCCUACAGCUUGAAGCUUUGCAUGUCUUUGAUGCAAAAUAAACAGUUCCGCAAUCAAGUGCUAAGAGUUUUGGUGAAAAUUUACAUGAACCUGGAGAAGCCUGAUUUCAUCAAUGUCUGCCAGUGUCUCAUUUUCUUGGAUGACCCACAAGCCGUGAGCGACAUCCUGGAGAAGCUGGUGAAGGAGGACAACCUCCUCAUGGCUUACCAGAUCUGUUUCGACUUGUACGAAAGCGCCAGUCAGCAGUUCCUCUCCGCGGUGAUCCAGAACCUCCGCAGCGUCGGCACCCCCAUUGCUUCCGUGCCCGGAUCUACCAACACGGGGACGGUGGCUGGGCCCGAAAAAGAAGGAGAGCUGAUGGAGACAGAAGAGAAGACAGGCAGCCCCGUUGCCACAGUGAAGGCAGCUCAGACGAAUCCAGGAACAAAAGACCAGAUUCCAAAAAUGAUAAAGAUUUUAAGUGGGGAAAUGGCCAUUGAAUUGCACCUGCAGUUUUUAAUACGAAACAACAACACGGACCUCAUGAUUCUAAAAAACACUAAGGAUGCGGUGCGGAAUUCUGUGUGUCAUACCGCCACUGUCAUCGCCAAUUCCUUCAUGCAUUGUGGAACAACCAGCGACCAGUUCCUCAGAGAUAAUUUGGAGUGGCUUGCGAGAGCUACCAACUGGGCCAAGUUUACCGCUACGGCCAGCCUUGGUGUCAUUCAUAAGGGUCACGAAAAGGAAGCCCUUCAGCUGAUGGCCACGUACCUGCCCAAGGACACCUCUCCGGGCUCUGCCUACCAGGAAGGGGGCGGUCUCUACGCCCUGGGGCUCAUCCAUGCCAACCACGGAGGCGACAUCAUUGACUACCUGCUCAACCAGCUGAAGAACGCCAGCAACGACAUAGUUCGGCACGGGGGAAGCCUGGGGCUGGGCUUAGCUGCCAUGGGGACAGCACGUCAAGACGUCUAUGAUCUCCUCAAAACCAAUCUGUACCAAGAUGACGCAGUGACCGGCGAAGCUGCCGGUCUGGCUCUGGGCCUGGUGAUGCUGGGAUCCAAAAACGCCCAGGCCAUCGAGGACAUGGUGGGCUAUGCCCAGGAGACCCAGCACGAGAAGAUUUUAAGGGGCUUGGCGGUGGGCAUCGCCCUGGUGAUGUACGGUCGGAUGGAGGAAGCCGAUGCCCUCAUAGAGAGCCUCUGCAGAGAUAAGGACCCAAUUCUCCGCCGUUCGGGGAUGUAUACCGUCGCAAUGGCUUAUUGCGGCUCAGGAAACAACAAAGCCAUCAGGCGUCUGUUGCACGUGGCGGUGAGCGAUGUGAACGAUGACGUCAGACGGGCGGCUGUGGAAUCUCUGGGCUUUAUUUUGUUCAGGACUCCCGAACAAUGUCCAAGCGUCGUUUCCUUGUUGUCCGAAAGCUACAAUCCGCAUGUCCGCUACGGAGCAGCGAUGGCCUUGGGGAUCUGCUGUGCUGGGACAGGAAACAAGGAAGCAAUUAAUUUGUUGGAGCCCAUGACAAACGAUCCUGUCAACUACGUGCGUCAGGGAGCGCUGAUUGCGUCGGCCCUGAUCAUGAUCCAGCAGACCGAAAUUCUCUGCCCAAAGGUCAGCCAGUUUAGGCAACUUUAUUCCAAGGUCAUCAACGAUAAACACGACGACGUGAUGGCUAAAUUUGGAGCAAUCCUGGCUCAGGGCAUAUUGGAUGCAGGUGGCCACAACGUCACAAUUUCUCUGCAGUCAAGGACCGGCCACACGCACAUGCCUUCGGUGGUCGGCGUCCUGGUCUUCACCCAGUUCUGGUUCUGGUUUCCUCUGUCCCACUUCUUGUCCCUGGCGUUCACUCCGACCUGCGUGAUCGGCCUCAACAAGGACCUCAAGAUGCCCAAAGUGCAGUACCGGUCCAACGUCAAGCCCUCCACAUUUGCCUACCCAGCACCCUUGGAAGUGCCAAAAGAGAAGGAGAAAGAAAAGGUUUCCACAGCCGUGCUGUCCAUCACUGCGAAAGCCAAGAAAAAGGAGAAAGAGAAAGAAAAAGAGAAAAAAGAAGAGGAGAAAAUGGAAGUGGAAGAAGCAGAGAAGAAGGAGGAGAAGGAGAAGAAGAAGGAGCCCGAACCCUCUUUCCAGAUCCUUGACAAUCCAGCGCGGGUGAUGCCAGCCCAGCUGAAGGUGCUCACCAUGCCAGACAGUUGCCGGUACCAGCCUUUCAAGACUCUCUCCAUUGGGGGCAUCAUCGUCUUGCGAGACACCAGCGAGGACACGGAAGAGCUGGUGGAGCCCGUGGCGGCCCACGGGCCCAAGAUAGAGGAGGAGGAACAGGAGCCGGAGCCCCCCGAGCCCUUUGAGUACAUUGACGACUAGGAUCAGACGGGCCGCCCGCGAGGGAGUCUGGCGCAGCGUCCCGGCGUUCGGAGCCCCCCCGGGAGGAAGCCACGGUGGCCAGCCGCCACUCAGCGCAUGUCCCAGCCAACGCUUCUCCGCUGGCCGUCCCACCGAUCCACCGAAGACGACCGCUCUUCUCCUUAGCGUACUCUUUCACGAGAAACCGGUUUUUGAAAUAAAUUAAUAAAAAACACACACAAAAAAAAACCCCACCCAAGGGCCAAAAAAAAAAAAA